GGACGACUGCUCUCUCUCUCUCUCUCUCUCUCUCUCUCUCUCUCAUCACUGUGGCAAAACCCUUCCUGCCUUGGCUUCUUCUGCUGCUGCGGUGGUGAUGGAUUUUCAGGUCGUUGUGUUGGCCGGUGGCUUCUCCAAGAAGCUUGUCCCCCUCGUCUCCAAGGAGGUGCCCAAAGCUCUGCUUCCCGUGGCGAACCGCCCCGUUCUCUCCUACGUACUGGACCUCUUGGAGCAGAGCAACCUCAAGGACCUCAUCGUUGUUGUCGAAGGGAGCGAUGCAGCUUUUCGAGUUGGAGGUUGGAUAUCAGCGGCUUAUUUGGACCGUCUACAUGUUGAUGUUGCUCCGGUCCCUGAGGAUAUUGGAACUGCUGGUGCCCUCCGAGCCAUUUCCCAUCACCUUACUGCAAGAGACAUAUUGGUUGUGAGUGGUGAUCUUGUCUCAGAUGUUCCUCCAGGUGCAGUGGCAGCUGCUCAUAGACGGCAUGAUGCCGUGGUAACAGCAACGCUUUGCUCCAAUCCUGUCAGUGGACCCGCAGACUCAGGUUCCUCUGGGGCAAAGGAUAAAACCAAGAAGCCAGGACGCAACAUCAUAGGGCUAGAUCCGUCAAGGCAGUUUCUUUUACACAUUGCUGCAGGGGCCGAGCUUGAAAAGGACUUGCGAGUUCAGAAGAGUAUAUUACGUGCAGUAGGUGAGAUGGAACUUCGAGCUGAUCUCAUGGACGCUCAUUUAUAUGCAAUCAAAAGGUCUGUCCUACUAGAAGUCUUAGAUCAGAAGGAGACAUUCCAAAGCAUAAAGAAGGAUGUACUGCCCUAUCUUGUCCGGAGCCAGCUGAAAUCAGAGGUAUUAUCAAAUGGUGCACCUCAAGUAGAAGAGAAUGGAAAUGACAAAGUUAACUCCCAGAGCAAACGAAUAACGCAGUCACAGAUUCUGGCUAAUGCAUCAAACAGAAGCUUUCAUGAGCUAUAUGCCUUUGGUCCUGAUGGUUCUGCCUCAGCUCGAAGAACACAUAAGUGUUGUGUUUACAUUGCAAACAACAAUAAGUAUUGCGCACGCCUAAACUCCAUUCAAGCAUUCAGCGACAUUAAUCGAGAUGUAACAGGAGAAGCUAAUCAUCUCUCAGGCUACUCUUUCUCUGCUCACAAUAAUCUCAUUCAUCCUUCGGCAGAGCUUGGAUCUAAAACUACAGUGGGACCCCAUUGUUUGCUCGGGGAAGGUUCGCAAAUGGGAGACAAAUGCAGUGUGAAGCGAUCAGUUAUCGGCCGUCACUGUCGGAUAGGGUCUAGCGUGAAGAUUGUUAAUUCAGUAGUUAUGGACCAUGUGACAAUUGGAGAUGGUUGUUCAGUACAAGGUUCUGUUGUCUGCAGCAAUGUACAGCUUCAAGAGCGUGUAACACUGAAAGACUGUCAGGUUGGAGCCAGUUAUGUUGUUACUGCUGGCAGCGAGUAUAGAGGCGAGUCCUUAGCGAAGAAGGAGAAAUGACCAGAGAAUUACAGGGAGGGAAGAGACUUGGGGUAAAUUUUGCAGGGAGAUAUUCUAGAUGCGUCUGCCAUGCUCCAAUUGAGAUAAGAUUUUGUGAUUGCUGCUGACAGCGAAGGCAAAGUCGAACUUACACCUGCCCUGUGGCAAAUGGAAAUGCCGUGGUACUGUGAGUGUAUAUUUCCUGUUCCUCAUUUAAUUUGUUUUCAAUUUAGUUAGGGUAUCAUGCUGUUUCGAGGGGUUGAGGCUGCGCGGAAUGAUUCUAUAGACUAGAGAGGGGGAGCUGAAUCAGCAUCAAUUUUGUGGAAGAAAGUAUGGUAUUAUAAAUUGAUCUUGUUUUGAGGUACUCGUGAUCAAAUAGUUCUUCGUGAUUGGUGAUCUUGCUUCUCGCACAGUAGAUUAAUGUCGGGGUUAGUGGGGAACUGAUUGAAUCUUGGCAUGCAAUAUUGAGGGGUCCUUGGAAUGUCUCUUUGAUUCCAGAGGAAUCCUUUGCCUUUUCCAGUUCGUGAGAUUCUUGGGGAAAUUUCUGUUUGAUCGAUUCUGCUUUAUGAGCAGGAAUACUGUCUUUAUUGCUAUCUGGGUUUCAAUAAUAUAUGACGGGAGAUUCUUUUUCUGCA
This is a messenger RNA of Punica granatum (pomegranate), 2094 nucleotides long. The record is from RefSeq and is a predicted model, not a curated record. NCBI's taxonomy places the organism in Eukaryota, Viridiplantae, Streptophyta, Magnoliopsida, Myrtales, Lythraceae.